AAUAACUGAUGAAACCAGGUACCUUAUAGUGAUCGAUGAUAUAUGGACAAUAGCAGCAUGGGACGCAAUUAGGUCAAGGUUGCCAGGCAGCAAAUGUGGCAGAAUCAUUGUGACCACUCGGAUAAAGACUGUGGCCAAUGAAUGCAGUGAUGUUAGUGCUACCGAAGAUUACAUCCAUCAUAUGGAGCCACUUAAGAGCGAAGACUCCAAAGAGUUGUUUAUUAGUAGAGCAUUUGGCUCCUCCGUGGAAAAGGCUUCUCACACUGAGGAGCUAGAAGAUAUAAUGGGAAGAAUUCUAAAGAAGUGUGCUGGGCUACCAUUAGCCAUUGUUAGCAUUGCCAGCCUCUUGGCGAACUACAAAUAUCCAGAGAGCAAAGAUAUGUGGGAAACAGUUUGGAAAUCAAUCGGUUCACAAAUGGAGAGCAACCCUACCCUUGAGGGGAUGACGCAGAUACUCACACUCAGCUACAACCACCUACCUUAUUACCUCAAGGGUUGCAUGAUGUAUCUUGGUAUUUUUCCGGAGGAUUAUGAGAUCCCAAGGAAUCGGCUCUUAUACAGAUGGAUUGCAGAAGGAUUGGUUGAGGAGAAGCGGGGGUUGACUUUGAUGGAGGUUGCAGAAGGCUAUUUCGAGGAGCUAUUGAGUAGGAGCAUGAUUGAUCCAGCCUCCUCUGUCAGCUAUCAUGGGAAGAGGAUGGCAUGUAGGGUGCACGACAUGAUGCUUGAGAUCAUGGUCUCCAAAUCCAUCGAAGCUAACUUUGUUAGCAUGUUGGGUGGGCAGUAUGAAGGGAUGUCAUAUGAUAGGGUUCGUCGCCUCUCCAUCCAUGGAGGAGCCAGCAGUGACUCUCCAUCCAUGAAAGGAGGGGCAUCCGGCAGGCAUGGGAAGAGAAAUAGCAUAGAGAGGUUAGAGGUGCAGCAUGUUCGUUCAUUAAGCAUGUUUGAUCUCCAAGAGAAGAAGCUCUUUGAUCGGCUAGGCGAGUUCACACUACUGAGAGUACUUGAUCUGGAAGACUGCCAGGGCUUGGAAAACAAGCAUGUGAAGGAUAUCUGCAAGAUGUACCUCCUAAGGUUCUUGAGCAUGAAGCGUACAAAUAUCAGUGUGCUGCCUGAGAAAGUGGGUGAGCUAGAGCAUUUGCAAGUUCUUGAUGUGGAGUGUACAGGCCUUGAGAAGCUACCAGAAACCAUCACAAGGCUAGAGAAACUUGAGCGUCUGAGAUUCCGCAAGAAGGAUAACUGGAGAAUUAUGUGGAAACCUCCCGCAGGGCUUUGUAAGAUGAAAGUACUGCGAGAUGCUGGUUGUGUACAUAUAACGGAUGUGCAAGUUGCCAAAGAGCUCGGUGAACUAGUAGACUUGCGAGAGGUAACUAUCUUUGUUGAUGAACCCAGGGAAAGUACAAAGCCUAUUCUCGAUGAGCUUGUCAAAUCCAUCUGCAAGCUGUACUCCCUCCGGUAUCUCGGCAUUGGUAGCUUUGAGAUAAGGAAGCUCAAUUUUCUUAGUGGCAUGGGCUCACCGUCAGUGCUCAUCCAAAGUCUUUACCUGGAUGGUCAGAUUGAUAAGAUUCCCGACUGGGUCUCGUCACUUCACAAUCUCGUUGAGAUGGAACUUAUAUGCUCACUGCUUAGGGAUGACCAACAAUUAUAUGGCGUCCUGUGUAAGCUGCCCAACCUGCAGGUACUCAAAAUCUUUCCCGGAGCCUACGUUGGAAGAAAACUCGUUGCACGUAGUGCGCACAAGUUUCCGGUGCUGAGGAAUCUCUCAUUUGAUUGCUGCAUCGAUGUGAUCGAAUUUGAGGAUGGGGCCAUGGAUACGCUCGAGGGCCUUAAUGUGAAUUUCGGCCAUGGUGUGAAUAGAAUUGUUGGCAUCCAGCACUUGAAGAACCUCAAAGAGGUGAAGCUCAUUUCAUACAUGGGAUCCGACCAAUCAUCACUGAACGAUGCACUUUGUCAGCUAAAGGAGGAGAACGAAAGACGCCAGAUUCAGUUCACGGUCGGGGUGCAAUACAAGUGAAUAAUCACUCUCCUCUUGUUGUUGCGAGUUCGUCUUGGUGUGUUUCUAUUUUUCUUUUGAACACGUUCUAGCAUCCUCCAAGUUGUAAUAAUAAAGCUGGAGUACCGCAUAACAGGUUUUUUGUCCCAUAGUUUACAUCAUCAGUGUGUAAACAGUGGGUUUUCCUGGUAUGUGCAUCAAACCAGCGUAGUACCAUUAGUAUUUCCCCUUGUUUGCUGAACACGUUGUUUCCCUUAUGAUGUUGAUGCAAAAUGCUUUUCGUUUUCAA
Triticum dicoccoides is the source of this 2276-nucleotide messenger RNA. RefSeq names its product disease resistance protein Pik-2-like. Gene Ontology annotation, biological process: defense response to other organism. The transcript has a single exon. Gene Ontology annotation, molecular function: ADP binding. The annotation marks the transcript as partial. The record is from RefSeq and is a predicted model, not a curated record. Lineage: Eukaryota; Viridiplantae; Streptophyta; Magnoliopsida; Poales; Poaceae.